This is a messenger RNA of Oryzias melastigma (Indian medaka), 3447 nucleotides long. RefSeq names its product homeobox B2a (gene hoxb2a). Bases 959 to 2218 code for a protein of 419 amino acids. The record is from RefSeq and is a predicted model, not a curated record. Gene Ontology annotation, molecular function: DNA binding; DNA-binding transcription factor activity, RNA polymerase II-specific. Lineage: Eukaryota; Metazoa; Chordata; Actinopteri; Beloniformes; Adrianichthyidae. Gene Ontology annotation, biological process: regulation of DNA-templated transcription. The transcript is spliced from 2 exons.
GCGCGCGCUCUCUGAUUUUUUUUAGCCGCUGAAGCGACCUCGGUGUGAACUCUGGAGCUGCAUGAAAACACGCGCACGGAUGCCUCAGUCACCAGCCGCGCUGUCCCGCUGAUCACAUUUGAACUCCAUUUCUGUCAUAAACAAAGAUGCGUAAAUUCAACACUUACACACUUUCCCUGCUAAGCCACUGCCUCCAUCUGAGCUACGCGCCCCAUCCUUCCUGCCGCAGCAUUUCAAAGCGUCUCCGCGUUUUCUGAGCCUAUAAGUGGGGGACUUUCGCCUGUGUCACACUCUAAGAUUAAUGAUGUGAGCGCUGGAAACCGAUUCUUUCAUUCCACUGAGAAGACAUAUUGUAAACGGUGCCGGUCAGCUCCUCUCGCCUGAUGUUACCCGCCAUUACAUCAGCCCAGAGGAGUGGAGCGAAUGUCCAUUGUUUGCGCCUGUCAGGGGCUGGGAUGCGCGGACCUGCCGCCCACACGGCGCACAUGGCGACCGGCCGCCUUCUCCUCACAAACGACCCCCCGUUACGCACAGACAAUGGCACGGUGAUUCUCUCUGCCUCCAUGUUUGGUGGAAAAAUAAUAAUCCUGCUUCCCACAGACAUCUCAGCCGCUGGGCCCGGGGCACCGAUUGGCUGUUCUGGGUCACGUGACGAGGAAUUGGCUGCAAUUUCGCCCCAUAGUUCUUCAGUUUAGCUGCCCAGGUCUCCUGUAAUAUAACCAAUAUACACAAUUAUGAAAAAGGCUACGCAUUGACGCCGGCGCGGCCAGGAGCGUACAUGCUGGUGCGUGUUUUUAUUUGUUUUGUCAUUUUCCUGAUAAGCCAUAUUAUGCUCCGUGGGUGUGCACGCGCAUGAGCGUGCAUGCCCGUGUGUGUGUGUCCCUUUUUUCCUUUUUGUUUUGGGGAAGGGAUUAUUCGGGGUUUCGCCGUUUGAGGCUGAAACCGGUCUGAGGAAGCUAUGAAUUUUGAAUUUGAGAGAGAGAUCGGGUUUAUAAACAGCCAGCCUUCCCUAGCAGAGUGCCUGACGUCCUUCCCCGCCGUCCUGGAGUCAUUUCAAACUUCAUCAAUCAAGGAGUCGACAGUAAUUCCGCCUCCCUUCGAGCACACCAUCCCCAGCCUGAGCCCGUGCACAGCCAUCCAGCCGACAGCAGCAGCAGCUGGGAAUCAGCAAAGCCGGAGAGCCUCUGCCACAAAUGGACACCCGACGCACCACCGAGUCGCGGAGCAACCCGGUCCGCCCGGUCAGGCCCCGGGCCCGGCUACGGCCGCCGCGGUCGCUCCGCUGGCCCACGAGUUUCCCUGGAUGAAGGAGAAGAAAUCCUCCAAGAAGUGCUCGAAGACUGCGGGCGGCCCCGGCGGAGGAGGGUCGGUCUCAGCCCCGGCCCCGUCCUACCCGUCUCCAACCGCCCCUGGGUACGCUUCAGCGGACAUCGAGUCGCCCACAGAUUCCAGCCAGGCGGCUCUGGACGCCAGCGCAGCCGGGUCCCGGCGUUUACGCACGGCCUACACCAACACGCAGCUGCUGGAGCUGGAGAAGGAGUUCCACUUCAACAAGUACCUAUGCCGGCCGAGGAGGGUGGAGAUCGCCGCUCUUUUGGACCUAACGGAGAGGCAGGUGAAGGUCUGGUUCCAGAACCGGAGGAUGAAACACAAGCGGCAGACCACACACCACCGGGACGGCGGCGGAGGAAGCCCGCCUUCCAGCGCCUUCGAGCCGCUUGAAGGCGCGGACGCGUCCUCCCCGUACUCCAGUCAACCGCUGGAAGCUUCCGGGACGGGGGAGGCCUCCUCGGACGGCGAAACCCCCCUUUCUUUCACCGAUGACAGCGGGGACAAUGCGCGUCCCACGCCGGAGGACGCAGGCCGCCCGAGCGCCUCUGAACACCCGCUGCUGCUCGGGACCGCGGGCCCGCGCGACUCCAGCGCGCAGCCUCCGUCUCCGCCCGCAUUCCCCCGGAAAAACAUCUCCAACACCGGCCUGAUGCCGCUGGGAGAGUUCUCCGAGCAGCGGGACUCCGCUGUCGCUUCAUCGCAGCCUCACGCCGCCUCCUCCACCUCCUCAUCGGCCCUGCCUGACCUGACCUUCUUCCCCGAGGACGCCUGCCUCUCGCCCAGCCUGCAGAGCUCGCUGGACAGCCCGGUGGAUUUCUCCGAGGAGGACUUUGACUUGUUCACAAGCACACUGUGCACCAUAGACCUGCAGCACCUCAACUUCUGAGGGAGCAGUUCAAUAAAAAUGAUUUUAAGAAAGGAAAGGAAGAGAAAAACAAUCCCAACAUUCCAUAAGAUUUUUUUAGAGCUGGUUUUCAUUUCAAGCUGUAUUGUAGUUUAACGGGGACAUUUAUUCUUUUUUUAUCCCCUCAUCAAAAGGAUAUUUUUGUUUUCCUCAUAGAAAAUGUGGACAAUUUCUCGUAAUUAUCCCCUUGAAUAUUUUUGGAUCGUUUUUUUGUUGCUAGCAGGCCGUUCCUCUUCAUCCUCCUCCUCUUCCUCCUCAGUGCGUGGAUUCGUUCCCUCUCAGCUUCGUGGAUCCUCAUAAUUUCUCAGGAACGGUGCAGAGUCUGGACUGACGAGUGGAAACCCUGCUGAAGACUCCAGGUUUAGACCUUAGUUUAUUUAUUGAGAUUCUUUAAUAGUGCAAAUCCAAAUUAUUUAUUGUACAUAUAUUUUCAUAGUGGAAUAAUAAUAAUAAAAAAGAAAAGAAAAAAAGAAAGAUUAUGUGCAUAAUUUUGUAUUAGAAAAAUGAGCCUCCAACAAGUUAAUGUUGUUUUAUAUUUUAUUUCGAAUUCCAAUAUUUUAGAUUGGUGGUUUUAAAAUUUUAAAUAUGAAUAGUUAUUAUUUUAUUUAACAUUUGGAUGACAAUAAUUCAUGUGGUGCAUAAUACAAUUGAUCAGAAAAUUUUACUCUUUUAUUUUUUUAAUUUAGGGCUAAUGUGCAUAAUUGGAUCCAAGUUUUAUUGAAAACAUUUUAUUUUUUGUGCAAAAUGUUCCCUAUGAAAUAUUUAUGAAUUUAAGGCAAGCUGAGUUUGCAGAGCCUGAGAGGAGCACACACAGCCAAUGCUAAUAACUCUUCUUAAUGACAUAAUUACACAUUGAUAAAAUAAAACGAAUCCCUCUGCUGAUGUUUAGCAGCAGGGUGUUGUAAUGCAGCUCCUGUUUGCCUCACCCAGAGAAGUGCAGACAGGAAAACAGGACUUCCCCUCUGCUAGCCUGUGAUGCUAACAUGCUAACUGCUCCCCUCCAGAGUCAAAAUGGCGCUGGAGACAAAGGAGGAUGUGAACAAUGAGCAGUGGCAGCCAUUACAGGAUGACUGGCCCACAGUGACAGGCGCUGUGUGCAUGUGCGUGUGCACGUGCGCGCGCUCCAGCCAUUGUGUCAAGCACUAAAAGAGACGACAAGCUAAGAAAAAGACCAUUUUUGGACCAGUAAUUUAAAAAUAACAAAAAAAAAA